CAUCACAACUGUUUAUGGGUGAUGGAAGAAUGCUUGUUACCUACUUCUCCUCUUUAAAGCCUUUUAUAAGUUCCCACUCCCACUCUACUUCCUCACCUCUCUCUUCCCCAUUCAAACCGAGAGAGAGAGAGAGAGAGAGAGAGUUAGAGAGAGAAAGCAACCAGCUAUACAUACACAUCUCUGUAUCUAUCCAUGUUGUUAUAAACAGUUUGAGCUUUUGUAGAAUAUAGGCAGAGUGGGUACCAACUACUGAAGGCUUAAUCAAUCUGUGAUCGAUCUGUUUUGGUUUGUUGAACAAUCAAUGAGUAUGGAGAAGCAUAAAUGUAAGCUCUGUUCAAGGAAAUUCUCAAGUGGUAAAGCUAUGGGUGGUCACAUGAGGUCUCAUUUGAGGGCUCUGCCACUUCCACCGAAAACUCCGCCGCAGAAACAAGAUUCCGGCGGCCGUAGCGAGUCAACUCUGUCGCUCUAUUCGUUAAAAGAAGAAGAAGAAGAAGAAGGGGAGGAAAUCCAGGAAGAGAAACAUUUGGGUUAUGGGUUAAGAGAGAAUCCGAAGAAGAGUUCAAGGAUUGUAGAUCCUGAAUUUUUGGAUGCUGGGUCAGUUGUACAUGACAAGGAUCAAAGUGAAACUGAGUCAACAAAGAAGCCAACUCGGAGGAGAUCUAAGAGAACCCGAAGAAUUUUCGUGUCAGAAGAAGUUGUUGAUGAUCAUCAAGAGGUGAAAAAUGAGAAAUCAGCUGAAUUUGAACCUGUAAGUUCGUUUUCCGAUACUUCCCCUGAAGAAGACAUUGCUGUUUGUCUAAUGAUGCUUUCUAAAGAUGUCUGGAGAAAUUCGAAAUUUAGGGAUCAAAAUUCUAAAGGGAAGUACCAAUGUGAGAUUUGUAACAAAGUGUUGAAAUCAUCUCAAGCUUUAGGAAGUCACAAAACGAUUCACAAGAAGAACAACAAUGAAGAUCAAAAUAAAGGGAAGUCAAGGGUAUUGAGAGUGAAGAAUGUGGAUCAUGAAUGCCCAUUUUGUGGGAAAAUAUUUGGUUCAGGACAAGCACUUGGUGGACAUAAAAGAUCACACAUAUUGACUUCAUCAAUCACUGCUUCUUCUUCAUCAAAAGUUGGUGAUAGCUUAAUGGAUUCAACUUCUGCUAAAUUCCCAUAUGGGUUUAUAGAUCUCAACAUGCCAGCUCCAAUGGAAGAUGAAGAUUUUAGCCAUUAGAAACCAGAGCCAUUGUAGAAGAAUAUGGGAGGUCAAAGUUGUCACUCUCAUUUUCUUUUCUUGUUUUGUUUUUACUUUCUAUUAGUAUUAAUUCUGUUCAAAAUGGGUUCUGCUUGUUAUAGAAAAAAAUUGAAUUUUGAUCCAA
Molecule: messenger RNA, 1352 nt
Organism: Solanum dulcamara
Lineage: Eukaryota; Viridiplantae; Streptophyta; Magnoliopsida; Solanales; Solanaceae
Product: zinc finger protein ZAT9-like
Exons: 1
Coding region: 302-1207 (301 amino acids)
Biological process (GO): regulation of DNA-templated transcription
Source: RefSeq, a predicted model, not a curated record